AUGAGGGCCAGUGAGAGCUGCUGCUCUUCAUACGAGCAGCAGCAGCAGCAGCAGCAGCAGCAGCAGCAUUGCUGCGGGGGCCACUCUCACUCGCCGAGCAGCAGCGCAGCAGCAGCAGCAGCAGCAGAUGCUGCUGCGGACGCCGCAGCACCGGCAGCAGCAGCAGCAGCAGCACCCUCAGCAGCAGCAGCAGCAGCAGCAGCAGCAGCAGCUUAUUCUUUCUGCAGAUACGAAGCAGACACAAUUGGAAAACGCCUCGACGAUUUGCUGAAAAGAGAAAACCUGAAAACCCUAAUUCCGAGUGCAGCAGAAAGAGCAGCGAGGGUUUACAACAACGUCAUCCAAAAAGGAAAAAAAGACGGCCUGAGCAUGGAAAAGGGAAGUGCCGAUGAUUUGCAUUUGCACGAAGAGAUUUUAAAAGAGGCUUUAGUCCGCGAGAUUCAACUCAAAGUGGCUCACGAGAUGCGCCAAGAACAACUCCUAGACAGCCGCGAAGGAGGCUUGCUGGCGAACCCCUCUGCGUACGACGAGGGCCCCCUGUGUUUCUUAAAGCCUGAAACCAUUAGGGACUUGAUGGUUGAUGGCGUUGCAGUGCAGCAAGGGUUUAUAGGCGAAGAA
Messenger RNA from Eimeria tenella, 618 nucleotides. RefSeq lists its product as uncharacterized. The annotation marks the transcript as partial. The transcript is spliced from 4 exons. Lineage: Eukaryota; Apicomplexa; Conoidasida; Eucoccidiorida; Eimeriidae. The record is from RefSeq and is a predicted model, not a curated record.